ACUUUCUCCUACACUAAUACUCCUGGCUUCCACACGACACUCCCUCUACACAUCCUCGCUGCUCGCAACCACCCUCCACUUCCCAUUCCUCUGGCGUUUCGGCGGGAAGUGACUUACACACACGAAUUGUCCGCGUCGAAUUCGAGUCGUAAACACGUCCCAGUCGCGUGCAGCGGCUACCGAUAAGCCAUGUCGCAAGUCAAGUUCGAGCAGAAGGAGUCGAUCCGCACAACAACUGGCGGCAGGCCAGGACCGUCACCAGCUGCGGGCAAGGAAGAUGUGGCCCACAAGAUUGGCGAUGCCCUCACGAAAGGCUCGGGCCCCAACGGAUAUCUUGCUUGGUAUCUGAAGAAGCUCCAGGAUGACCCUCUGAAGACCAAGAUGGUCACCUCGGGAGCCCUUUCUGGCGCGCAAGAGUUUCUCGCUUCGUGGAUCGCAAAGGAUCGCAGCAAGCACGGCCACUACUUCACCAGUCGCGUGCCCAAGAUGGCCGUCUACGGUGCCUUCAUCAGCGCACCUCUGGGCCACGUCAUGAUCUCGAUCCUCCAGAAGCUGUUCGCCGGCAGGACGAGCUUGCGGGCCAAGAUUCUGCAGAUCCUCGUCUCCAACUUGAUCAUUGCUCCCAUCCAGAAUGCCGUGUACCUGACUUCCAUGGCCGUCAUCGCCGGCGCACGCACGUUCCAUCAGAUUCGUGCCACUGUAAAAGCUGGAUUCAUGCCUGUCAUGAAGGUGUCGUGGAUAACAUCGCCCAUUGCCUUGGCCUUUGCGCAAGCCUUCCUGCCCAACGAGGUCUGGGUGCCAUUCUUUAACGUGGUGGGCUUCAUCAUUGGAACGUACAUCAACGCGCACACCAAGAAGAAGAGACUACAAGCUUUGCGAAGGAAGUACCAGGACAGCAGUCGACCUAGCGAUGGCAGAAGUGACUACCGACCAGGCGAUCAAGGCCCUCCCGGCAGCUACUAGAGCAGAUGAACGAACCCCGAGAACGCUUCGCUGAUGGCGUCAAGCUCAGUAUAUAUGCAAAGCGCAGCACCCGUCCUGCAUGGACGACCGACUUGUAAUGUGCGCCGCGUGUCUCGUUAGAACGAAAGGAGGUGCAGACGUACGUAGUCUAAGAAAUUUGUUGACACCAGGAGCCGGCGCGACCACUCCUUCACGCUACAUGGCCCGCGACCACACCUCCUCCUGCAGAUGACAAUGACAUAACGGCAGGGAAAUUGCAGCUCGAUUGGGCAAGUCCCGUCAAAUCUGAUAUCAAUUCGUGUCUCAUCCCACUUCUACGCGUCUGAGACUUCUACACGUCGAAACGGUGAGCAGGUUUGCUCCGCGCGUGGGGUGUACCUAGUACAGUGAGUAGUACAGCAGUACAGCAUGAGAGUGCUGACCCUUCUCUGGCCUCUCCCACCUUUCUUCAUGCAAGAGUGACGAACAUGGUAUAUGCC
Sphaerulina musiva SO2202 is the source of this 1442-nucleotide messenger RNA. RefSeq lists its product as uncharacterized. Gene Ontology annotation, cellular component: membrane; cytoplasm. The record is from RefSeq and is a predicted model, not a curated record. The transcript has 3 exons. NCBI's taxonomy places the organism in Eukaryota, Fungi, Ascomycota, Dothideomycetes, Mycosphaerellales, Mycosphaerellaceae. The coding region runs from base 190 to 963 and encodes 257 amino acids.